AUGAAUCUCAUCAUCAAAGCAGGAGACAGGGAGUCAAGGGGACCGAAGACCCAGACAGAUAUCAGACUUCCACCAAAGAGGCGAUUUAUGGAUGAUCUGACUAUCACAACAGAGUCCCACAUACAAGCUCGAUGGAUCCUAUCAGCCCUUGAAGAAUUUGUGUCAUGGGCUAGAAUGGCCUUCAAACCAAGGAAGUCAAGAUUUCUUAUCUUGAGAAGAGGCAAAGUCUGGCAGAAGAUAACACUCAGGGUACAGGGCGAGGAUAUCCCAUCACUUAUUGACAAACCCGUCAAGUGCUUGGGUAAAUGGUUUGACACCACACUGGGUGAUAGCAGAAAUAACACAGAGCGCAUCAGGCAGCAACUGAGGAAUGGGCUUGCAAAGAUAGAGGGAACGGGCCUACCAGGGAAGUUCAAGGCAUGGCUUUUUCAGCAUGGCCUCCUGUCCCGUCUUCUGUGGCCACUAAUGUUGUAUGAGAUCCCAACAUCGACGAUUGACAGCUUGGAAAGCAUGAUAAACAAGAGCUUGAGACGAUGCUUCGGACUUCCAUCAUGUAUGGCAAGUAUUGGACUCUACAACAGAACCGGAAUGUUGCAGCUCCCUCUUUCAUCAAUCGUAGAGGAGUACAAAGUUAGUAAGGCAAGGCUCGUGUUGACCCUACAAGACUCUAUUGACAUGAGCAUCAGAAAUGCAGGGAUAGAGGUCAGAACCGGAAGAAUAUGGUCAGCAUUCAAUGCAGUUCAGCAGGCAGAGAGUCGACUGAGACAUCAAGACAUAGUGGAAACAAGUUGUCAAGGUAGACAGGGACUCGGCUUGAGCACUAGACAACCGUGGAGUUCAGCCACAACAGUCCAAAGAAGAGAACUUGUUCAGAGCGAAAUCCAAAAGGAAGAAGAAGAGACAAGAAAGGGGAAAGCAGUCCAGAUGGGGAGCCAGGGAAGCUGGACAAAGUGGCAGACAACAGGGAGGAAACUGUCAUGGACAGAUAUCUGGAAAGAUGGGGGGCUGAUAGAGACAGCAGAAUGCACCCUAUGUGGAGGAAGAGCUACCCUGGGCCACAUCUUGUCCUCGUGUAAGGAAGCACUUGCCAAGGGGAGAUAUCGCUGGAGACAUGACCAGGUACUCCGAGAGGUAGCUGAUACACUUGGGAGACACAAGAAGAAGGCGCGAGUACAUGCAGGGGCAAAGCACAUCAACUUUGUACCAGCAGGGACAGUAAUGAAGGGUACAAAGGGAGGACAUCCGAGUAUCCUAGACGGCACAAAUGACUGGGAACUACGGGCAGAUCUUAGAAAACAGCUGCAAUUUCCAGACAUUAUCCACACUACCCUACGUCCAGACAUUGUGAUGGUCUCCGAAAAGACAAAGAAGAUCAUUCUGGUAGAGCUGACUGUACCGUGGGAAGAAAGAUGUACUCAGGCACAUGAGAGAAAGAAGGCCAUGUACGAAGAUCUCGUCCAGGAGUGUAGAGAGGCCGGGUGGAGAGCAUGGAACUACCCGAUUGAAGUGGGAUGCAGAGGGUUUCCUGUACCAUCGCUUGGAAAGAUGUUCCAGGAUACAGGAAUAGUGGGGCAGGUGAGAAAGCUGGCCAUUAAGAAAGUAUCACAGGCAGCAGAAAGAAGCUCCAGCUAA
Molecule: messenger RNA, 1632 nt
Organism: Dreissena polymorpha
Lineage: Eukaryota; Metazoa; Mollusca; Bivalvia; Myida; Dreissenidae
Exons: 2
Coding region: 1-1632 (543 amino acids)
Source: RefSeq, a predicted model, not a curated record